AUGAAAGGAUUCGAAAUCGGCUCUCACGUUGGCGACAAAUCGUUGGAUCACUCCGAUUUUUGGCCGCUUUAUAAGGUCUGCGAAGAGCUCUCGGUGGUGCUAUUCGUGCACCCAUGGGAUAUGCACAUGUGGGAUGGACGUCUUCAGAAGUAUUGGAUGCCAUGGUUGGUAGGAAUGCCAUCCGAGACCGCUCAAGCGAUUUGUUCGGUUCUAAUGGGCAAUAUUUUGGUGAUGUUCCCAAAACUUCGGUUCUGUUUCGCUCACGGCGGCGGUUCGUACCCAAUUAUUCGUGGCCGAGUUUCUCACGGAUGGAAUGUUAGGCCAGAUUUAUGUGCCAUGGAUUGCCACGUGUCACCGAAUCAGCUGGACGGGUUGUUGUGGACGGAUUCGUUGGUGCACGAUGCGGCGGCACUCGAAUUGCUGAUUAGUACUGUGGGGAAGAAUCACAUCGUCCUCGGAACCGACUAUCCAUUCCCAUUGGGCGAGUUGGAGGUUGGAAAAGUUGUGGAGGAAUACGAGCCGUUUUCCGCGUUGGAUCGUGAUAAUUUGUUGUGGAAAAACGCGAUUAGAAUGCUAGAUUUGGAUGAGAACACUCUUUUUGAUAAGAAUUUCUAA
Messenger RNA from Caenorhabditis remanei, 615 nucleotides. RefSeq lists its product as uncharacterized. The transcript has 3 exons. Gene Ontology annotation, cellular component: cytoplasm; cytosol. The record is from RefSeq and is a predicted model, not a curated record. The coding region runs from base 1 to 615 and encodes 204 amino acids. Gene Ontology annotation, biological process: secondary metabolic process. Lineage: Eukaryota; Metazoa; Nematoda; Chromadorea; Rhabditida; Rhabditidae. Gene Ontology annotation, molecular function: hydrolase activity; carboxy-lyase activity.